Messenger RNA from Callorhinchus milii (elephant shark), 2477 nucleotides. RefSeq names its product oxidoreductase NAD-binding domain containing 1 (gene oxnad1). The coding region runs from base 181 to 1113 and encodes 310 amino acids. The transcript has 7 exons. NCBI's taxonomy places the organism in Eukaryota, Metazoa, Chordata, Chondrichthyes, Chimaeriformes, Callorhinchidae. The record is from RefSeq and is a predicted model, not a curated record. Gene Ontology annotation, molecular function: oxidoreductase activity. Gene Ontology annotation, cellular component: mitochondrion.
CGCGGGCCGGCGUCUGAGAGGGGCCGUGACGUUGCGGGCGGCGCGUGGUGGGACGGUUGGUAUUUGAAUCGUUGGGAGGCUCGAGAGCGCAGAGAUACGACAGGAGAGAGACAGAGAGAGAUAGAAGAGGAGGACGCGGCUCACACUCAAGUCACUCACCCUCUCAGCGAGCGGUCGGCCAUGGUGGUGGCCGCUGCUCUUCAUCCGCUCUGGAGGAGCGCUGUGACGGUGGGGAGCUCCUGGCUGCUGCUGCUGCGGUCCCAUGUGGUGUGUCAGUCCGGGGUCGCCAGCAGGAAAAUGUCAUCAAGAAGGAAACCAGAUCACCUGGAGAGAACAGUCAACAACUUCCGUCAACAGGUUAUUGCUCCAGCAAAAGUUUGCGGAAUGAUGAACGAGUCUGAAACAGUUAAGAGGCUACGCCUUACUGUUCUGAACAAAGAUUUUACUUUCAAAGCAGGACAAUGGGUGGACUUUUUUGUCCCAGGUGUGUCGAAAGUCGGUGGUUUUUCUAUUUGUUCAAGCCCCGGGCUGUUGGAAAGGGAAGGUGUACUGGAACUGGCAGUAAAAAUUACCAAGCAUCCUCCUGCACAAUGGGUUCACUCUCAGUGUGUUCUUGGAUCAGAGGUAGCUCUACGAGUAGGGGGUGAUUUCUUCUAUGACCUUCAACCUUCCAAUUCUUCGGUGGACAUACUGUUGAUUGCUGGCGGAGUGGGCAUUAACCCCUUGUACUCUAUACUAUUACAUACGGCUGAUCUCCACAGACUUCACGAAAGCAAACAUUAUGAAUACAAACCUGGAUCUGUACAGCUUCACUUCAGUGCGAAAAACACUGAAGAACUUCUUUUCAAGAAAACCAUUAUUGACCUAUCAAAAGAAUUUCCUGGGAAAAUCAACUGUCAUUUCCAUGUUACACAGCAGAACUCUGAAAUCUCUGAAAACUUGAAACCUUACGUGACCGCUGGAAGAAUAUCUGAAAUGACUCUGGCACAACAUGUAUCCAAGAACAACAUCUGUUUUAUUUGUGGUCCACCUCCAAUGAUAGAGUCAGUAUCUCAAAAGCUGGAAAAACUUGGUGUUCCUAAAGAAAAUAUAAUUUUUGAAAAGUGGUGGUAGUACAUUCUUAAUGAAGAAUUUUAUCAUUGGAAUUAUUCAACAUUUAACCUCAUGCCCAACUUAUCAAAACAUAUGUAACUUUACUCUUGGUAUUGCAUAUUAUUCUUGGGUGGUCUUUCCUUAGGUUAGCACUAAAGCUCUGUGUAUAUAUAACCAUAAAGUUCUUUCAGGUCAGCACAACUGGAUGUGAUGUGAUCCCUGUAUUGAAUGAUUUGAAUUGUUAUCAGUAAUGACUCAGUUCAUGAUACAAUCUCAUAAUAUUAAGUCAAGGUUAUAUGCUUCUAAUUUGUUCAUAUAGUCCAUAUUCUGUAUAAUUGAUAUUGUACUGAGUUGAUAGACCCCUGAAUACUACAGAAUACUUAAUUUCCAUUCUUUAAAUCAAGAAAAUACUACAUUUGUGAGAACAUCUGUUGAAAAAUGUAUCCUCUCAAAAUAGUACUAUUUGUACAAGAUAAAUACUAAACAUUAAUGUUUGCAGCUGUCUGUUGAGAGAAGAAUGAUCCUGUGCUGCAAAUUCAAUGAAUAUCAAAACAACAACAAAUUACACUUGUAUAAUGACCUUCACAUCAGAAAAAGUUUUGGUGUGUUUUUAAAACUAGCACUGCAUGUUCUAGGUUCCCUGCAAUAUUUAACAGCUAAAAAUACCCACCAAGUGUAGCCCUAAGCUAUACAGAUUAAAAGGUUGCUGGCUCAAAUAUGAACUAGGCUGUUUUUCAAAGUUUUGCCUGAAAGGGGCAAAUAUUGGGCAUAGGAAUCUUUUACAAAAAAUAAGAUGCUGUCCAGUUUAUUCCUCAGCACAAUUCAUAUAAUUCCAAGAAUAAGAUUGAUUUUGCAUUGUUUUAUUCUAUGAGCAUUGAUUAUGAUUGUUUCUGCAUUAUCACUAACCAUUAGCUAAUUGUGGAUUACUAUUAUAUCACAGUGUUCCAGAAUGCUUUUGUUGAAUUUCCCCAUUGACACUGUUACAAAUCCGCCAGCAUUGUCAUGAUUUUGUGAUGCAUGUGCCUCUUGCGAUAUGUUCAUGAAAACACUUGUAAUAUGUAGUCACUGGUUAUAAUAUUUAAUUAUAAUUGAACCCUGUUUUAUGCAGUCUAUGGAGACAAAUAUGCUCAAUAUGUAAACUAUUAUGACUUACUACAAAGUGCAACAUUUAAUUAUUUUUCAUAUAAAGAAUUUGCUCUGAUCUAGAUUUGUGUGCGAAUUAGAAUGUUAUUGCAUUCAACAAUUUAUUGUCCUUUGGAUUUGCUUUACAGAAUUUAAAGAAACUGAGAUAUUACUGAUUAUUUUAUAGUGUGGUUUUGAGGUCGAAUCUCAUGUGAUGUGAAUAUUUUGAUGAAUAUAUACUGAAAUAAAUUAUUGAAUCUCUA